UCUCACUUGUCAAAUAUGAAAGUGUCUAUGGCAUGAUUUUUUAAAUAAAAAUGAGACAACCCCAAAGAGAUACUUACAGAGUUGCCGGCUCAUGAAGAUUAGAAAUAGUUUUCUUAAACAAUCACUUCAUAGAUGUCAGUUUCAAUCUCUUAAAGGAUGAGAUAAAACCGCUCCUAGAACUUGACGUCUCAUCUACUAUAUAUAGAAGCACCUGAACAAAUUUGUAAGGUACCAAACACAAUGAUAAAGGUUAUAACAACAUUUUGCCUUUUGGCUUUGUUUGGUUUAAGCAAUGCCGAUAUUCAGGCAAACAAGCUUUUUGAGUUGCUAAAAUCAAAAACAUCAAAAAACUCACAUGUUCCUAAUACAUGGGCGGUUUCAGAUGAAGCUAUUAAAGAGUACUCCCCUAUUUACAUUUCACAACAGAAUGGUUUAGCACAGCUCGACAAGAUCUAUGCUUUGCCAGGCCAACCUGCAGAUGUUAAAUUGAAUCAGUACUCAGGAUAUGUGACGGUUAAUCAAAAUGCAGGGAGAGCUCUUUUCUAUUAUUUUGUCGAGUCUCCCACUGAUUCUUCUACUAAACCACUGGUUUUGUGGCUAAAUGGAGGUCCAGGUUGCUCUUCCAUGAUCGGAGCCAUGUCAGAACUAGGACCAUUUAGAAUCAAUAGUGAUGGAAAAACGCUCUUCGUGAACGAUUAUGCAUGGAGCAACGUUGCAAAUAUGCUGUUUCUGGAAUCCCCUGCUGGAGUGGGCUUCUCGUAUUCAAAUACAACUUCAGAUUAUGAUCAUUCCGGUGAUAAGAACACUGCUGAUGAUUCUUACACGUUUCUUGUUAAUUGGCUGGAGAGAUUCCCUCAGUACAAAAAUCGUGACUUUUACAUUACUGGUGAAAGUUAUGCUGGACAUUAUGUUCCUCAACUUGCAUAUACGAUCCUUGUUAACAAUAAAAUAACAAACCAAACCAUCAUCAAAAUGAAAGGGAUCGCUAUCGGAAAUGCAGUGAUUGAUGACGAAACGAGGUUGAAAGGAAUGUAUGACUAUUGGUGGAGUCAUGCUAUUAUUUCAGAUGCAACACACGAUGCCAUAGUCAAAUACUGCAACUUUUCAAAUAUUGAUUCAUUGUCAGAAAUGUGCGAAAAUAGUACAGACAAAGCAUGGGAUGAGAUGGGAGAUAUCGAUAUCUACAACAUGUACGCACCUAUUUGCUUAAACCCUCAUCAACGAAAUGCCUCUGCUACAACUAGUUCUAUAAAUGAAUUUGACCCUUGCUGGCAAUAUAUCCUGGAAGACUAUCUCAAUAGCUCUGCUGUUCAAAACGCGUUGCACGUGAAACCUACGUCAUGGGAUCUAUGCAGUGAUGUUAUCACAAGCUGGAAUGACAGAGCAACUACCAUACUCCCAAUAAUUAGGUAUCUUAUUUCAAAUGGCCAAAGAGUAUGGGUCUUCAGCGGUGAUAUAGAUGCCCGUGUUCCUGUUACUUCUUCUAGGUACUCAAUCAACGCCCUCAAUCUUCCGAUUGAGACAGCUUGGAGGCCAUGGUACCUCAGCAAAGAGGUUGGGGGGUAUUUGGAGGAAUAUAAAGGACUGCUUUUGAUAACUGUUAGGGGUGCAGGCCAUACCGUUCCAAGCUACCAACCUCAACGUGCAUUGACAUUGUUCUCAUCAUUCCUUGGAGGGAUACUCCCUCCUUCCUCCAAUGCCGAUAUUCAGGCAAACAAGCUUUUUGAUUUGCUAAAAUCAAAAAGAUCAAAAAACUCACCUGGUCCUAACACAUGGGUCAUUUCAGAUGAAGCUACUGAUGAGUACUCUCCUGUUUACUUUACACAACAAGACGGUUUAGCACAACUUGACAAAAUUUAUACUUUGCCAGGCCAACCUGCAGGGGUUAAUUUGAAUCAAUACUCAGGAUAUGUGACUGUUAAUCAAAAUGCAGGGAGGGCUCUUUUCUAUUAUUUUGUUGAGUCUCCCACGGAUUCUUCCACUAAACCAUUGGUUUUGUGGCUAAAUGGAGGUCCGGGAUGCUCUUCCAUGAUCGGAGCCAUGUCUGAACUAGGACCGUUUAGAAUCAAUAGUGAUGGGGAAACUCUCUUCAUGAACGAUUAUGCAUGGAGCAAUGUUGCAAAUAUGCUGUUCCUAGAAUCCCCUGCUGGUGUGGGAUUCUCAUAUUCAAAUACAAGUUCGGAUUAUGAUCAUUCUGGUGACAAGAACACUGCAGAUGAUGCUUACAUAUUUCUUGUUAAUUGGCUCGAGAGAUUCCCUCAGUACAAAACCCGAGACUUUUACAUUGCUGGUGAAAGUUACGCCGGACAUUAUGUUCCUCAACUUGCUUAUACGAUCCUUAGCAACAACAAAAUAACAAAUCAUAUUAUCAUCAAUAUGAAAGGGAUCGCAAUUGGAAAUGCUUUAAUUGAUGAUGAAACGUGUUUGAAAGGAUUGUAUGAUUAUAUGUGGAGUCAUGCUAUGAUUUCAGACGCGACACAUGAUGCCAUAUUGAAAUACUGCAACUUUUCAAGUGAUUCUUUAUCUGAAUUGUGCGGAAAUAUUACAGAAAAAGCUUUUGAUGAGAUGGGAGAUAUCGAUCUGUACAACAUUUAUGCACCAAUUUGCUUGAACCCUAAUCAACGAAAUGCCUCUGCGACAACUAGUUCUAUAAAUGAAUUCGACCCUUGCUGGCAAGAUAUUCUGGUAGACUAUCUCAAUAACUCUGCUGUUCAAAAGGCGUUAAACGUGAAACCAACAUCAUGGGAUUUAUGCAGUGAUGUUUUCACGAGCUGGAAUGACAGUACAACUACCAUCCUCCCAAUAAUCAAGUAUCUUAUUUCAAAUGGCCAAAGGGUAUGGGUCUUCAGUGGCGAUAUAGAUGGCCGGGUUCCCAUUACUUCUACUAGGUACUCCAUCAACACCCUCAAUCUUCCAAUUGAGACACCUUGGAGGCCAUGGUACCUCAACAAAGAGGUUGGGGGAUAUUUGGAAGGAUAUAAAGGACUGCUUUUGAUAACUGUUAGGGGUGCAGGCCAUACGGUUCCAAGCUACCAACCUCAACGUGCAUUGACCUUGUUCUCGUCAUUCCUUGGAGGGAUGCUCCCUCCUUCCUCAUAA
Messenger RNA from Erigeron canadensis, 3099 nucleotides. Its product is annotated as serine carboxypeptidase 1-like. Gene Ontology annotation, cellular component: vacuole. The coding region runs from base 241 to 3099 and encodes 952 amino acids. Gene Ontology annotation, biological process: proteolysis. The transcript has 16 exons. The record is from RefSeq and is a predicted model, not a curated record. NCBI's taxonomy places the organism in Eukaryota, Viridiplantae, Streptophyta, Magnoliopsida, Asterales, Asteraceae. Gene Ontology annotation, molecular function: serine-type carboxypeptidase activity.